AUGAAGACCACCAUUUUCACAUCCGCCGCCGCUGCUGUCCUCGGCUUCGCCACCAGCACUGUGGCCAACCACUGCAGCUGGGAUUUCUAUGAAGGCCCCAUCGUCAAGAAGUGGCUCGUUAUCGGCUCCGGCGUUGACGACAUCCCUGGCAAGUGCGGCGGCUUCUGGGACAACAUGAACAACAAGAACUUCCACGGAGCCUGCGUGCUCUCCAGCACCAACUGUGGCGAAGAUGCCAACGGAGACAUGGUCAUCAACUUCAUGUCGGGCUCUGGCUGCAACGGCGGUCACGUUGAGUCUGCGUGGUGGGAGGCGACUAAGAACAAGUUCGGCGCCAUCAAGUGCGGAAUCGCCAAAUAG
Fusarium poae is the source of this 360-nucleotide messenger RNA. RefSeq lists its product as uncharacterized. NCBI's taxonomy places the organism in Eukaryota, Fungi, Ascomycota, Sordariomycetes, Hypocreales, Nectriaceae. The transcript has a single exon. Bases 1 to 360 code for a protein of 119 amino acids. The record is from RefSeq and is a predicted model, not a curated record.